GUAAUUAUACAUACACAUUUAUUAGAUCGAUUACCUGGAGUCGAUGAAAAUUCUUAAAAAGACGGAAUAACUUUAACUGUGACAGGACCUGAAAAUAUAAAAGUUCUUUAAAAAUUAACAUUAUAUGGAAAAAGCAAAUUUUCGUUUUCAGCACAAAAAGGUGGAAAUUAUAAAUUCUGUGCAAAAACAACUACUAGUCAUUGGGUAAAAGAAAACAAAUUUAUUAGAUACGGUAUUAAAUUAAUUGUUGGCGAAUAAGAAUAACAAGAACUUAAAAAUGCAGCAAAAGAAGAACAUAUCAAUAAGCUAUAAUAAAAAGUAUCAUUAGUUUAAGUUAGAUCUAAAGAAUUUUUAGAUUAUUAAGCCUUAAAUAGUAGAUUAGAAGACGAUUUAACUACACAAAAUGUUGUUGUUAACGAUAGAGUUGUUUUAUUUACUAUUAUUGAAACUAUUAUUAUUUUAGGAAGUGGAAUAUUUUAGAUUAUAUCCUUAAAAAGUUUUUUUUAAAAAAAGAAAUUUUAUUGA
Ichthyophthirius multifiliis is the source of this 525-nucleotide messenger RNA. RefSeq lists its product as hypothetical. The transcript is spliced from 3 exons. Gene Ontology annotation, cellular component: COPII-coated ER to Golgi transport vesicle; Golgi apparatus; endoplasmic reticulum. Gene Ontology annotation, biological process: Golgi organization; intracellular protein transport; endoplasmic reticulum to Golgi vesicle-mediated transport. The annotation marks the transcript as partial. NCBI's taxonomy places the organism in Eukaryota, Ciliophora, Oligohymenophorea, Hymenostomatida. The record is from RefSeq and is a predicted model, not a curated record.